Molecule: messenger RNA, 1820 nt
Organism: Eleginops maclovinus (Patagonian blennie)
Lineage: Eukaryota; Metazoa; Chordata; Actinopteri; Perciformes; Eleginopidae
Gene: psmd3
Product: proteasome 26S subunit, non-ATPase 3
Exons: 12
Coding region: 139-1677 (512 amino acids)
Biological process (GO): regulation of protein catabolic process; ubiquitin-dependent protein catabolic process
Cellular component (GO): proteasome complex; proteasome regulatory particle, lid subcomplex
Molecular function (GO): protein binding; enzyme regulator activity
Source: RefSeq, a predicted model, not a curated record
UGGUCUGGGGUUUCCCAGAAUCCUUAGCGCUCUGAGUAUUGCCAGUCAUUGUGCCGGAGUGACUCCGCAGAUAUUCAAUAAUAAACUCUUUAAAACUCUUUAAUACUCUUUAAAGAGUUCGCUGUUCCUCCGUUCAUUAUGAAGGAGUUAUCAGCUAAGAAGAGGUCCGGAGGUCUCAAGGAGAAAGAGAAGCAGGAGCCGCUGGAGGAGGAGAUGCCGGAGGAAGAGGCUCCCGGAGCGGGGAAGAAAGAGGCUAAACCCGGGGAGACCGACAGCCUCACUCUGGAGGACAUUAGGGAGCAUGUGAAGCAGAUAGAGAAGGCAGUGUCGGGGAAGGAGCCUCGGUUCGUCCUCCGGGCACUAAGAGCGCUGCCCUCCACCAGCCGCCGUCUGAACACCAACGUGCUGCACAAAGCCCUGACCGGGUUUUUCACCAACAACAUCAGCACCAGGGACUUCCUGCUGAGCAGCCUGGAGGAGCCCAUGGAGCUGGCUGACGGAGACGUCCAGUUCCGCCCCCGGACGGGGAAAGCAGCGUCUGCUCCGCUGCUGCCGGAGGUGGAGGCUUACCUUCAGCUGCUGCUGGUGGUCCACCUGACCAACAACAAGAGAUACACAGAGGCUCAGAAGGUGUCUGAUGACCUGCUGCAGAAGAUCGGCUCUAAGAACCGCAGGGCUCUGGAUCUGGUCGCCGCUAAGUGUUACUACUACCACGCCCGGGUGUACGAGUUCCUGAAGCAGUUCGACUCCAUGCGCAGCUUUCUGCACACCCGGCUGCGCACGGCGACGCUGCGUCACGACGCUGACGGCCAGGCGGUGCUGCUGAACCUCCUGCUGAGGAACUACCUGCACUUCAACCUGUACGACCAGGCCGAGAAGCUGGUGUCCAAGUCCGUGUUCCCCGAGCUGGCCAACAACAAUGAGUGGGCCCGCUACCUCUACUACACAGGGCGCAUCAAGGCGAUCCAGCUGGAGUACUCUGAGGCCCGCAGGACUCUGACCAACGCUCUGAGGAAAGCCCCCCAACACACCGCCGUGGGCUUCAAGCAGACGGUACACAAGCUGCUGAUCGUGGUGGAGCUGCUUCUGGGGGAGAUCCCUGACCGGCUGCAGUUCAGACAGCCGUCCCUGAAGAGGUCUCUGAUGCCCUACUUCCUGCUGACUCAGGCGGUGAGGAUGGGGAACCUGGCAAAGUUUAACCAGGUGUUGGAGCAGUUCGGGGAGAAGUUCCAGACGGACGGGACGUACACUCUGAUCAUCCGCCUGCGCCACAACGUCAUCAAGACCGGGGUGCGUAUGAUCAGCCUGUCAUACUCGCGUAUCUCUCUGGCGGACAUCGCUCAGAAGCUGCAGCUCGACAGCCCGGAGGACGCAGAGUUCAUCGUCGCCAAGGCAAUCCGUGACGGAGUGAUCGAGGCGAGCAUUAACCACGAAAAAGGCUUCGUCCAAUCAAAAGAGACGAUGGAUAUCUACGGAACCAGAGAGCCUCAGCUGGCAUUCCACCAGAGGAUCUCCUUCUGCCUUGACAUACACAACAUGUCUGUGAAGGCCAUGCGCUUCCCCCCCAAAGCCUACAACAAAGACCUGGAGUCAGCAGAGGAGCGUCGGGAGAGGGAGCAGCAGGAUCUUGAGUUCGCUAAAGAAAUGGCGGAGGACGACGACGACAGCUUCCCAUGAGCCUCCCUGCUGACUUCCUGUGCAGACAGGAAGUAGUUCUUUCUGCUGAUGUUAGCAGAUCAGUUAUUACCCAGAAUGCCCCUCAGCUCUUCUUCUGUGGUGUUGUUUUCCAGUUUCCUGAAUAAAAUCUGUUUGUUUGUUUA